Vicugna pacos (alpaca) is the source of this 3697-nucleotide messenger RNA. The record is from RefSeq and is a predicted model, not a curated record. Lineage: Eukaryota; Metazoa; Chordata; Mammalia; Artiodactyla; Camelidae.
UUCUCCCCUCUUCAACAUAGGUAAAAUCCUUAAGAUUAAAGCUUCAGAAACUUCAGGAAAAAGCAGUUGAGGACGAUGAUUAUGAGAAGGCUGAGAUGAUCCAACGGAGAUUAGAGGACCUGGAGAAAGAGAGAGGCAGCCUGAACUUUCAGCUUCCUUCGAGGCAGCCGGCCCUUAGUGGCCUCCUGGGCCACCUGGGGGCUGUCCUGCGCCGGGCGGCUCAGCGGGCUGGCGGGGAUGACAGCCAAGCCCAGCUCAGAGUGGAAGCCAAGACCUCGGAACCCACCACUCAGGACAACCUGCGUGUGUCUGUCACCAGGCGAGACUGGCUUCUCCAAGAAAAGCAACAGUUGCAGAAGGAGAUCGAAGCCCUCCAAGCCAGGAUGUCUGUGCUGGAAGCGAAAGAGCAGCAGCUGAGGCAGGAGAUAGACGAGCAGGAGCAACUCCUCCCGUGGCAGGGCUGCGACCUGAGCCCCCUGCUGGGCGGGCUGACCCCGCGCGAGCUGCAGGAGGUCCACGACACCUUGCAGGACACCCUGGCCUCAGCCAGCCGGGUUCCCCUGCGUGCAGAGCCGCCCGAAGCCAUAAGAAGCCUCCAGGAAGGGAUAAAAUCCCUCAACUUGUCACUUAAAGAAAUCACUGCUAAGGUGUGUAUGAGCGAGAGACUCUGCAGCACUCUGAGGAAGAAGCUUAAUGACAUUGAAAUCCAAAUGCCGGCGUUGCUGGAAGCCAAAAUGCUUGCCAUAGCAGGAAACCAUUUCUGUACGGCUAAGGAGCUCACGGAGGAGAUCAGAUCCUUAACAUCCGAGAGAGAAGGGCUGGAGGGACUUCUCCAAAAGCUGUCGGUGCUGAGUUCAAGGAACGUCAAAAAGUUGGGAAGUGUUGAAGAAGAUUACAACAGACUGAGAAGAGAACUGGACCACGGGAGAACUGCCUAUGAAACGAGCAUGAAGGAGAGCGCUACGAAGUACAUGGAGGUGCUGGAGGACAAACUGUGCAGCUGCAAGUGUCCGCUGCUUGGAAAAGUGUGGGAAGCUGACUUGGAAGCUUGUCGGUUGCUUAUCCAGAGCCUGCAGCUCCAGGAGGCCAGGGGCAGCCUGUCUGCAGACGACGCGAGGCAGAUGGAUGACUUUGGGGGAGGCACUUGUACAACAUCUCUGGCCACCCCCAACAGGGUCCACUCUGAAGAUGAGAGGAAGACCCCUUUGCAAGCAUGUGAAGAAUGGAAGGUGCACCUGACCCCCUCUCCUCACUGUGCUGGCGGUGAACAGAAGGAGGACUCCUACAUCCUUUCUGCAGAACUUGGAGAAAAAUGCGAAGCCAUAGGCAAGAAGUUAUUGUACCUAGACGAUCAGCUUCACACAGCGAUCCACAGUCACGAUGAAGACCUCAUUCAGUCUCUCAAAAGGGAGCUCCAGAUGGUGAAGGAGACUCUGCAGGCCAUGAUCCUGCAGCUCCAGCCGGCAAAGGAGGCGGGAGAGAGGGAGCCCACUGCUUCCUGUGUGACAGCUGGCAUCCAGGAAUCACAGGCCUGAGGCGUGACAGGAUGGGGGAAGGAGGAACAGUGAUGCUCCUGUCUUCAUUCGGAUCCAGGGACACCAGACAAUCUCUGUCAUUUCCUGAAGCCACACUGGCAUUCCUGGGAGUCACCUGCUUCUUUGCUAAGCCUUCUGUGCUGUGUGGCGUUUCCGCUUCCAUCAGGAGAUGCCCCUGCUUAAGCCAGCAAGUGGCCAGGGUCCAAGGAACGAAGCAAAAGCACAACAUGAAUUUUCUGACUGUGUUUCUGACAGUUUUCUGCUGAGCAUUAAAAGAUACACUAUACGUAAUUUAAGACGUAUUAGUUUGCUCCAGGAGUGUUUGGUUUUUCAAUGAUAGAGCAAAUGCCUGAAUUAUUUAUAAUCAUGUCUAAAAAAAUAUUAUGUACAAGUCACAUGGCACAUGGAAUUCUUGAGUCCUUGAAUUAAUUCCAGUGAAGCAAAACUUGGGACGAGUCAAGAUUGUCUCUAACGAAUUCCUACUUUGACAAGCGUUGUUUUAACAAGCCCCACAAGACAUCUUAACAGUCACUAACCCGAGCGUUUUCUAUUACUCAGGUACCAUCAUGAAUAAUUCUGUGAGGUCGUUAUGUCUUUGAAAAUUCUAGAAGCUAAUAACUGUCUGAGUGUGCCCCAAAUAAGGGGUCUCCAGUGCCUCCAGUGGGCAGUGCGCCCAUUUCCUUGUUGAGACCCUGACCCAGGCAGGUGAGUGAUGCUUUAACCACAAGCUGCAGCUCAUCCGCAGUCUAUGCUGGUGUCAGAGGCAGCCAGGAAGCCUGCCCGAGGCCAGGGUGUUUCCUCUGACCCUCCGACCUUCUCAGGACAAGCCCCUCUUCAGUCACUGUGACCCUAGAAGACCCAGGACUGUACAUCUCAAACCCUAGGGCAGUGUCUGCAGGGCAACCUCAAAAGAGAUAAGAGCUUGAAUCUAAAAGCAGCAAAGCAAUAAGGACACAAAUCCAAGCUUUCGUGGAGACAAUCAAGACCACAAGCAAAGGUGGGUCUGAGUCCACUGUGGCCCGUGCGAGAGAACAGAUGAGCUAUUACAGGGUCCUCCGUGCUGAGAUGCUGACAUCCAAAUGGCCACUCAUGCACUUCCUCCAGCCCGACUUAGCAGGGCGUCUUCCGAGUCAGUAACAGUCCCGGUUCCUUCCUACGUCCUGAAAUUUCAACAUCAGCAUGAUCUUCCUCAAAUCAAGUUAAGGUGUAACGUUGGGAGCUUUUCUUCCUGGGCAGUAGGGCUGGUUCCCCCACCCCAGGAGCAUGGAGAGGCUCACAUGGGGGCGCUGGGACUGUCCUAAGAUCUUUCUAAUCAUUAUCGCCUUUAAUCCUCAUUUCAGUCUUACAGGGUGGGUGUUUGUAGUUGGUGAAAUUGAGCCUUAGGAGACUGCUGACGUUCCCCACAGCAUGGAGGUGGAGGGCAGUGGACUGGCAGCGGCAGUUGGGGACAGGUAGAAUGCUUCUAACUGUGUUCUUCCUAGCGUACUUUUAAUGUCUUUUGGGGACUAUGAGCCAUGGAGCAUAUUUGCUCGCUUAAGAACACAUGCUGGGGGCAGGGGUGUAUAGCUCAGUGGUAGAGCACGUGCUUAGCAUGCACGAGGUCCUGGGUUCAAUCCCCAGUCCCUCCACUAAAAAAAAUAAAAAGUAAAAAGAACACAUGUCCACCUUGGGAAUCCUGCCUUGAGAAUCAGAGAAUCUGAGCCUACCACCCAUCACUGUCCUCACCAACCGUUCAUUCCCCAUCCACCUCAAACGCCAUGCCAGGAACAACCACUUACUGCCUGACAUCAUGCAGAUUUUCUUGAAAAUCCCCAUCCAAUUGGUAUUUUUCAGAAAGCAUUUCAGGAAGCAACAUUGUGCUCAUUGGUUAAUGCCUCCUUGUAUAAAUGAUUUGAUACUCAUGUUUAAUAACCUCACCUUAUCUAAUCUUUGAAUUUUAUUAUAUAAUUUAUUACUUCAUGAAAUUUACUUUUCAUUAUGUGAAAUUAAAACUGUGAUCCAAGCCAUGGUUGGAUAUUUAACAUUUUUCUUUUGACUUCUAGGAUGUGGGUGAUAGAAACAUUUUUAUCACCUUGACUCAUCUCAUCUUUCUGUUCCAGGACGAUCCAUUGUACAGUUACUUACAUCACAUGAAAUGUUUCUAAUAAAGCAGUGCUAAAAAA